Molecule: messenger RNA, 3049 nt
Organism: Gymnodraco acuticeps
Lineage: Eukaryota; Metazoa; Chordata; Actinopteri; Perciformes; Bathydraconidae
Product: cyclic AMP-responsive element-binding protein 1-like
Exons: 8
Coding region: 315-1292 (325 amino acids)
Biological process (GO): regulation of transcription by RNA polymerase II
Cellular component (GO): nucleus; ATF4-CREB1 transcription factor complex
Molecular function (GO): cAMP response element binding; protein binding; DNA-binding transcription factor activity, RNA polymerase II-specific
Source: RefSeq, a predicted model, not a curated record
UCUCCCUCGUCCUCCUCUCCGUGUUGUUGUUCUCGGUGACGCGACGGAGGUGUAGCCUGACGCGGUCUCUUACGUGUCGGUCUGAAUAAAAGUGGAGCUCCGUAGACCCGGGAGUGACGAAGCGAGUCUGUGUUGGUAAGAGGAUACGCAUCCGAUGUUUGCUAAACAGAUAGAUGGCUGCCCAGAGAAGUUAUUUUCGCCUAAUAUCCGCUCAAUGCCAACAAAGAGAUCAUGGCGGCGGUGUUGCAGAGGCUCUCAAAAUGAGUCAGUCUCUCUCUGCAAGGCUCGCAGCACAACUGAGACAUAGAUUUUAAAUGACAAUGGAGGCUGGUUCAGACACACAGCAAAGUGGUGACACAGUUGUCUCGGAGUCUGAGACCCAGCAUAUCACUCUGGCCCAGAUAGGGAAUGACUCAGGGUUGUCAUGGUUGCAGGCUUCUAUAGCAGCUGGCCAGGUGACAACCAGUGGUCCUACAGUGACUCUAGUGCAGUUACCGAACGGUCAGACAGUGCAAGUGCACGGGGUGAUCCAAGCUGCUCAGCCCUCAGUCAUCCAGUCUCCACAAGUCCAGACAGUACAGAUCUCAACUGUUGCUGAGAGUGAGGACUCUCAGGAAUCUGUUGACAGCGUGACAGAUUGUCAGAAGAGGAGAGAGAUCUUGUCCAGAAGACCUUCUUAUAGGAAGAUUUUGAACGAUUUAUCGUCGGACCCUCCCGCAGUGGCUCGAAUCGAAGAAGAGAAGUCAGAGGACGACUCAGUCCCUGCCAUCACCACGGUUACAAUGCCCACUCCCAUCUAUCAAACCAGCAAUGGCCAGUACAUUGCCAUUACCCAGGGUGGGGCCAUCCAGCUGGCCAAUAACGGCACAGAUGGCCUGCAGACGCUGACCAUGUCCAACACGGCCCAGUCGGGGGCCACCAUCUUGCAAUACGCCCAGACCAGCGACGGGCAGCAGAUCCUGGUGCCUAGCAACCAAGUGGUUGUACAAGCUGCCUCUGGGGACGUCCAGGCCUAUCAGAUCCGCACAGCCCCCACCAGCGCCAUCUCAUCGGGGGUUGUCAUGGCGACCUCGCCUGUAAUGGGUACAGGAGGAGGCGGCACUGAGGAAGUCACGCGAAAAAGGGAGGUCCGACUAAUGAAAAACAGGGAGGCAGCCCGCGAGUGCCGCAGGAAGAAGAAGGAGUACGUCAAGUGUCUGGAGAACCGUGUGGCCGUGCUGGAGAACCAGAACAAAACCCUCAUAGAGGAACUGAAAGCCCUUAAAGACUUAUACUGCCACAAAUCGGAGUAGAAACAUCAGCAAGUGCCUGCCAGAGGGGGGGCGCGGGGCAAAAGCAAGCGUCUGUCCCCAUGUACAGAGACUCGGCACGGGAGCCAUGCAUCUCGGUGCCACGCCCCCUUUUUCUGCUCUUGUGCUUUCUUUUUAAAAACUGCAGUAAAUUGACUCGCCGGGAUUAGAAAACACACAUGAAAAGUCGGAGGAAUGUUCAGAAAGGCAACAGGGUCCUUGAAUGAACAAUGAGGAUGUUCCUUUCUUAUUGUUUGCGAUGUCACCAAAGGGAAGCAUUCCAGUCACCGGUGCCUGGAUACACACCAGCAACAGGGAGCGGCUGCACUACCAUCGCCAAGGACCUUUUCACAGGUGAAUCUCCCCAAGACUGUUUGGGAGAAGCGACGUUUGAAACCGAAACCGCUCUCUAUCACUCGCAUUAACGUCUGUUACUUACUAACGCUUUGAAAUGUAGACGGGCCAGGUCAUGGGACAUUUGAUAUUUUUUUAGCUGCGUUUUGUUUUAUGCAUCAGAUGAUCUGCUUGCAUAAUGCCAUUUUAUUUUUUAAAUGGACUUUGCCUUGAUACGGGAUGAACACAAAAUGUAACCAGUAUGUUUGGGUUGUAACGACACAUUGCAAAGUAGUCAAAAGCUCUCAUUUAAGGUUACAGAUUUCUUUCUGAUGCAUGUUCACAAACAUAUUACUGAAGGCUCAUUGUUUUUGAUUUCGGGACAGAUUAAUUAAAUCGAAAUGCAGCUCAUGCAAGUAUGUCAACCAACAAAUGGUUAAACUACAGUUUGUGAUAAAACUGUUUUCAAUAAUGUUUUUGUAUGAAGGAUUUUUUACAGACUAAUGACUUUAAAAAACGUGCCUGUUAAGAAUGGGCAUAUCAUCCGGGUUAUUUUUAGACCACUUAAUAGGGCUUUCCCCCCUAAUACACUAGUGUUCAUAACACUCAAUAUAUUCUGUAAUCCUAACCAAGUGUCGGAACAUCAUCGGAAAACACCGCUUUUUUAAAGUUUGAUUUCAUUCAUUCCUAGAUUCUUUUUUAGUGCAAAUCAAAAACAAUGAGCCUUACUUCUUUACAAAGAAAUAAAUACUUUGUCUCCAUAUUUCUUAAACUCAUUGCCCGUCACUGGAAUCAGAGAUUGCUUUAUAUGUUGGUUUAUUAUACUGUCUUUGAACAUGUAAUGUCACAUUGAGAAUUCUGUAUAAUUGAAAAGUCCUGGGGUUCAGGUUGGUGUGUAAUAAGAAUAUCUGGACCUGUCUAUGUACAGUAGCGGGUCCAGGUCUCUGAAGGAAUAAGCAAGAGGCUGUCUCCAAAUUCUGUUUACAGGAAGUGGGAUGCACACUUUCCUCGCUUAAGCAAUCCUACCACAUUUCACACCAGGAAAACACUGCUAAUCACAAAGUGUACAUGGGUGUUUUGCUGCUUAUGAAUGAUCAAGGCGUUAUCAUUCAUUUGAUUGGACGGUUUUAGUUAUGUGGAGCUUCCAAUCUCAUCAAAAACGUCUGGAUUGCACCUAUCAAGAAGAGGAUUAAGUGCGAGCAAUUUAAAAGGACUUCUUCACCGUGAAUAAAUGUCAUCACAAUGGAAUGCCAUGUUGUAUUAUGUAUAGUCAUGACAUAGUAUGCUUUUUUUUUAUGUUGCUUAUCAUUAAUUUUGUAUUCACACUUUCUAAAUGUCAGCACCAACUUGUAUAAAACAGUGCAUUAUGUUAGAGCUAUUCAAAUAUUGACAUUGUUGGCAGCUCUUAAUAAAUGUGUUUCUGGUAA